AUGAAGCACGUCCAUUUAUUUGCAGUUUUCGUCACCUUUGUGAUCGUUUCGUUGUUCUUGUAUUAUUCAGGUCGUGGUGUAUAUUCUGAGAUGGAUUCCGAUAACUUUAUUAAUGUUGGUUCCAAGAAUGGCUCGGUAGCAAACUACUCCAAGCCUCGAAAGAUUUUAAUUUACACAGAGUUCUUUUACAGUGGUUUGCCUUGGCCUGGAUUGACAACUACAGAAGAUUUCACUCAGUUCAAAGGCCAGAAAUGUUCAGUAACCAACUGUGAACUAACAUACGACAAGAAAGACUCCACGAGUAGCGACGUAGUAAUCUUUCACGCAUAUAAUAUGCCCUCUCCAAAAGAGAUGCUUCGAUUGCAACGUCAAAGGCCUCAACAUCAAGUCUGGGUUUACUUCCACCUGGAAAACCCAAUAGUUACAUCAUACAUUGCACCUCAUAAGCACCGCAGUGACUUGGACAAUGUGUUUAACUGGACAAUGACGUUUAUGCGAGAGUCGGAUAUUUUCCAUCCUUAUGGAUUUUAUUUGCCGCUGACGAAAGGUGAACGUAGUUCAGUAUCAAGUCAAAAUCACGCCAUUGGGAAGACGAAGCUUGCUGUAUGGUUGGGAAGUGGUUGUGGCCAAGUUCUGGAUGAAAGAAAAGUCAGAAUGAUGUACAUACAUAACCUGAGAAAGCUCAUUCCCGUUGAUAUUUAUGGGAAUUGUGCGAAAUAUUUCCAUCAAACAGUCCGAGACUGCUCGAAAACGGCGGACGAUCAUCCGGCCCCAGAAUGUGCUUCUCUCUUGCAAGAAUACAAGUUUAUCCUGGCUUUCGAGAACAUGAAUUGCAAAGAUUACAUCACUGAGAAUAUUGGUGCAAUCCCUUGGAACUGGGAUUGGUCCCUGUAG
Messenger RNA from Porites lobata, 894 nucleotides. NCBI's taxonomy places the organism in Eukaryota, Metazoa, Cnidaria, Anthozoa, Scleractinia, Poritidae. The record is from the annotation of a GenBank genome assembly.